CCAGGCCUGAACGUAUAGCCCGUUAAAAAGGGCACCAACAACAAUCGCUUUUGGGAUUUAUAAUGAAUGUUUGGACCGCAUGAGUUCAUUCGCAACCGCUUGGAAAUUUAGCUGCUUUCUUAUCUGAAUGAACAAGAAGAAGAAGUUCUAACCUACAUGUUCUGCUUCCUAUACAAUUGUGGGAGGCAAAAGGGGAGGAACGGUGAUGAUAUGACAGGUCUUACUUCACGCGAAAAAUGUAUCAAAUUGCGCCGUAAAGAAAAUUGGGAUGCUGGUUCUGACAUCUAGCGGCGAUAAAAAGAACUAGAACGAAAUACUAUGAAAAGCAGACGUCUUUGCCGACCAUUCCGCCAGUCACUCUUGCUUUCAAGUUAGUCUCAUCAACAACUGAACUUCAACGCAUCAUCUUGAAAAUGUUCGUAUUCUUGAAGGAUAAGUCGAUCGAUUGGUCUUCUCUACAAGAUUACACCUUCAUUCUGCCAGCAGUUUCUGUCGGGAAUAUUGGCCAGCUUUCGGUGGACUUGCUCAUCAGCUCGCUGCGCUGCGACAAGCUUGCCAAGGUAGAUCAUCCCAUCUUUGUGCCUGUAGUUGGUAGUGAUCCGUAUGAUGACAUUCGUGAGCAAGACCUCAUGACAGCAGCAGAGCUCUACAUCAGCAAAGAGAAGAAAUUGGUGAUUUUACAAAUACGUGGACUUCUCAUCAAAGAAUUCUGUGCUGAUUUUUUAGCCAAGCUAGUGGACUGGAUCAAAAUAUGUUCUUUUACCAAGACGAUUCUCUUGUCCAGCCUGUACAAUUACGAACGAGUUGAUUCUCAACUUACCGGCUCGCCAUUUCGCUAUACGAUCACUUCCUCUGUGAAGUCGACAGUUGAAGAGGAAUUAAAAAAUUUGCAGUGGUCUGCCUUAGAAACCCGCCGUUCGGUUUGGAAAGAGGGAACCGAAGAAAUUCUUUUCUUCCCCGGUGGGGGAUACACGAACAUGCUGAAUAAAUUAUGUGGCAAAAUGAACAUUCCGUUGGUAACUCUUCUUAUAUUUUGCGCCGAGGGCGACAACAUACCAGGAGUUUUGUUGAUAACAGGCCAUCUAAAUCGAUGGCUGAAUUUUGUACGGAUGGCAAACGAUACUCCUGGCUGGAAGUUUCCUGCUUCUUGGAAAUUGUUCUUUGGUGCUCCUCCACCCUUGACCAUGUAUUGAUGAAACCUUAAAUAACCACAAGGCAAAGGGAGUAAAAUAAUAAAAAGGUGCAAUUGGC
Messenger RNA from Daphnia carinata, 1251 nucleotides. Its product is annotated as proteasome assembly chaperone 2-like. Gene Ontology annotation, biological process: proteasome assembly. The transcript has 8 exons. The coding region runs from base 414 to 1193 and encodes 259 amino acids. NCBI's taxonomy places the organism in Eukaryota, Metazoa, Arthropoda, Branchiopoda, Diplostraca, Daphniidae. The record is from RefSeq and is a predicted model, not a curated record. Gene Ontology annotation, cellular component: nucleus; cytosol.